Tachysurus vachellii is the source of this 994-nucleotide messenger RNA. RefSeq names its product microsomal glutathione S-transferase 1-like. Bases 145 to 609 code for a protein of 154 amino acids. Lineage: Eukaryota; Metazoa; Chordata; Actinopteri; Siluriformes; Bagridae. Gene Ontology annotation, cellular component: membrane; mitochondrion. The transcript has 4 exons. Gene Ontology annotation, molecular function: glutathione transferase activity. The record is from RefSeq and is a predicted model, not a curated record.
GGCUUUCUGGCGUUAACACAAGAAGGCGGUCCGUAAAUUCAAAUUCAGUGUCAGCAUACACCCAUAGAUAAGACUGAAAAUUCUUGGACUAAACAAACAUUUAGUUUGCCACAUAGUAGAGGAAUUCAUCAAGGAACUCCUACAAUGGCCGCCAUAAUUGACAGCGAGGUUUUUCUGGCCUUCUCCACUUACGCAACCAUUGUCAUUCUCAAGAUGAUGUUCAUGAGUUUUUUAACUGCAUACUUCCGAAUCACCAGAAAGGCAUUUGCAAACAUUGAAGAUAUUCACAUGCACAUGGCCAAAACUCCUGAGGAGAAGAAAAAGAUGCUGCGGGUCAAUGAAGAUGUGGAACGUGUUCGAAGAUGCCAUCUGAACGACCUGGAGAACAUCAUUCCCUUUGUGUUGAUUGGCUUGCUCUAUACUCUGACAGGACCAGAGCUUUCCACCGCUCUGCUUCACUUCCGCCUGUUUGUAGGGUCUCGUUUUGUGCACACAAUAGUGUACGUGACCUCAAUGCCUCAGCCCAGUAGGGGUCUGUCCUGGAUAGUGGGCAUAGGCGCUAUUGUCUCCAUGGCCUACCACGUCCUCAACACUGUACUGAGGCUGUAACGAGAACACUCUGAGGAACAUCUCCAAACAUCAGACCUUUCAUGUCUUAUCUUUUCCUGUCUUAUCUUUCAUGUCUUAUCUAUUUCCUGUCUUUUCAUGUCUUAUCUAUUUCUAUCUAUUGUUAACUUUUAGUGUAGCACUGUAUACAUUUCUCUUUUAAAAGUGAAAUUUGCAGUGUUUUGUCACUAAUAACACCAAGUAUAAACUCUAUUAUAAUAUUGACUUUAUUCCAUAUUGACCUAGAGAUUAUUCUUUUAUGUUAUUUUUAAUCCAAUCUAUUUUUAGAGGACUGUUGUUGUACUUAUGCAUGAAAUGGCAACUGGAACUAAUUUUGGUGCUUCAUACCAACGGCAGGUGAAUAGUUAUGCACUCACAAAUCUUAUGU